Molecule: messenger RNA, 1157 nt
Organism: Oryzias latipes (Japanese medaka)
Lineage: Eukaryota; Metazoa; Chordata; Actinopteri; Beloniformes; Adrianichthyidae
Gene: tesca
Product: tescalcin a
Molecular function (GO): calcium ion binding
Source: RefSeq, a predicted model, not a curated record
UGCCCCGCCCCGCCGUGUUGUAGCAGACGCUGCGGGGCUGGAGGCGCAAACAGCCGCCAAGUAAGAAGAAUGAUGGGAGCCGCCACGACGCGCAUUGGACAGCAGGACCCCGAGCUGGUGGAUAGGACAGGCUUUUCACCAGAACAGAUCAACAAUCUCCACAAACGAUUUCUGCAGCUGAGUGGAAAUAAGGACACAAUCAGCAGAGAGAAUUUGAAUGACAUCCCAGCUCUGACUUACAACCCAAUAAAAAGUCAAAUUAUUGAGGCCUUCUUUGACAAAAGGAACCAGCAUGACAGUGAAGUGGGUUCCCUGGAGGAGAUAACCUUCGAGCAGUUCCUCAUGGUGAUGUCCCACUUCCGCCCCCCAACCCUGGAAAUGACCGCAGAGGAAAAGCAGGCAAUGAGAAAAGAGAAACUGCGCUUUUUGUUCAACAUGCACGACACAGACGGAGAUGGAAAGAUAACUUUGGAGGAGUACAGGAAGGUGGUGGAGGAGCUUCUGUCCAGCGGCAGCAUCGAGCAGGAAUCCGCCAAAGAGAUAACGGACGCCGCCAUGCUGGAGGUGGCCAGCACCAACGUGCCCCACAUGGGUCCGGAGGACUUCUAUGAAGGAAUCACGUUUGAGCAUUUCGAGCAGAUUUUAAAGGGCCUGGAGAUGGAGUCCAGGAUGCACAUUCGCUUUCUGGACACUGCCACGGUGCAUUGUGGGAAAUCUUGAGAGAACUAUUUUUGUAAACUCCUGGAAAUCUUCUCAUUUUUAACCCUUAUCCUAUGGGGUCCAGAUGACCCCACCCUCACAUUGACGUGCUCUUCCUACCAUGACAAAGGUGGAUAAAGGUGGAAAGAUUUCAUGUAAUCCAUGGACACCAGUGAAGAUCACAAAUCAUUGAAGAAAAAAGGUUCAGAGCACUGUCUAGUGGGUCUAGAUGACCCAACUCCCAAUGUUAAGGGUUACAGCAAGAAAAUGUUCAUAAAGUGAACCUUCAGAGUUUGACUUCAUGAAUUAAAUUCCUUUCUACGUCCUUCCUUCCAACUUUUUAAACUCAGAAUUCACCAGCGUGUUGUAUGAGAGUUUGAUAAUUUCUUUCAUCGUUUCAAUUCUUCAGUGUCGACUUUCAAAACUCACAUGUUAAAAUAAAGAGCAGUUUUGAAGAA